AUGGGAUCACUUGUUGGACAUGUUUUACCAGGUUUUGCCUUCUUAGCACUCGGCUUAUGGCACUUAUUCAACAACAUCAAACUCUUCUGUCUCCAUCCAAACACCUUCACUUCAUCUCUAUGGUUUCCAACUUCCAAACUCAGACACUUAGAGCUCUACUUAAUCAUGUUCUCUUCAUCAGCUUCCAUAUCAAUGGAGCUCUUCAUCGGACCUAGACGACACCAUCCCUUUGACUCCGACGGCACCAUCCCAUCGAACCACCUCCGCAACUUCGAACAUUCUUCCAUCUCCAUGUCCUUCUUGGUUUACGCUGUUUUAUCAUUAGUCCUCGAUCGUGCACGGCCUAGAGCCGCUGCUUCUGAGGGGUUAAACAUGUUAGCUGCGGCCGCUGCCUUCACUCAGGAGCUACUGACCUUCCAUUUUCACUCUACUGACCACAUGGGCGUUGAGGGACAAUAUCAUUUGAUUCUACAACUCAUUAUCUUUGUCUCUCUCCUAACCACUCUCAUGGGUAUUGCCUUUCCCAGGAGUUUUUUGGUGAGCUUUGUGAGGUCUUCAAGCAUAGGUUUUCAAGGAGCGUGGUUCAUAGUGAUGGGUUACAUGCUUUACACACCGAGUUUGAUCCCUAAGGGAUGUUUUAUUCACGAUGAAGGAAGACACCUAGAGGUUAAGUGUUCCACCGAAGAAGCUCUUCAUAGAGCUAAAUCGUUGAUCAACAUCGAAUUCAGUUGGUUAUUCGUUAUCAACACAAUAUUUGUUGUGAUGCUAUAUCUGAUUCUCGAUCGUGUUUACGGUGAAAACAUAGAGUACUCUACUAUAAACAUCAAAGAGCAAAUAAAAGAAAUUGGUGAAGGAAAACAAGACAUCGAGUCGUCAAAGAAAAUGAAUUAUUCUACUUUUAUCCAAAUGGGUAAACUUCUUGGCCAUCAAGACAAAAUGUGA
Molecule: messenger RNA, 942 nt
Organism: Microthlaspi erraticum
Lineage: Eukaryota; Viridiplantae; Streptophyta; Magnoliopsida; Brassicales; Brassicaceae
Source: the annotation of a GenBank genome assembly